AUGGCUGCAAUGCUAGAAUUCCGAACCCAAGGGUACAAUCCCUACGCUGUCAAGUAUUCCCCGUACUACGACUCGCGAAUUGCCGUUGCGACUUCUGCCAACUUUGGCAUUGUGGGCAAUGGCCGGGUAUUUGCGCUCGCUCUGACGGCGCAGGGCGUACAAGUUGAGAAAACUUUCGAUACAAACGAUGCUCUGUACGACUUGGCUUGGUCCGAGAUCAACGAGAACCAGUUGAUUGUUGCAUGUGGCGAUGGGUCGUUGAAACUGUUUGACUUGGGAAUUGACGAUUUUCCGGUUAUGAACUUUCACGAGCAUAAGCGAGAAACCUUCUCUGUCUGUUGGAACCCUAUAACCAAGGAUACAUUCAUAUCGAGUUCAUGGGACGGCACAGUCAAGAUUUGGUCACCGACGCGAAAUCACUCGAUAAAGACGCUGCCCAUCGGAAAUUGUACCUACAGCACAUCGUUCUGCCCCUCCAACCCCGCCUUGAUAUCCGCCGUCUCCUCCGACUCCCACCUCCGAAUCUUUGACCUCCGAACGCCUUCUUCGGCAAAGUACCACCUCACGGCGACGAUACCGGUCCACGCUUCUGGACCGCAACCGUCACCCGGAGCUUCUGCGCCUGCCGAGAUUCUUACCCACGAUUGGAAUAAGUACCGGGACACGGUGAUAGCCACAGGUGGUGUAGACAGAGUUCUGCGCACCUUUGACAUACGGAACCCUAACGGAGGUCCGUUGUCUAUCAUGCAAGGCCAUGAAUAUGCUGUGCGGCGCCUAUCGUGGAGUCCCCAUUCGAGCGACACUCUUAUAAGUGCCAGUUACGACAUGACAGUUCGGUUAUGGAAUGACGGUUCGAAUCAGCAGCAAGCCCCGGCAAUGGGACCGGCAAUAGGAAGUCAGAUGGGAAUCAUGAAUCGACAUACGGAGUUUGUCACGGGAGUAGACUGGUGUCUUUUUGGUAUGGGGGGUUGGGUGGCUUCUGUGGGCUGGGACGAGAGAGUGUUAUUGUGGGACGCCAAUAUGCUGAUGGGCCAACGAAUACCAUGA
This is a messenger RNA of Fusarium mangiferae, 1047 nucleotides long. RefSeq names its product putative peroxisome biogenesis factor 7. The transcript is spliced from 3 exons. Gene Ontology annotation, biological process: protein import into peroxisome matrix. The record is from RefSeq and is a predicted model, not a curated record. Gene Ontology annotation, cellular component: cytosol; peroxisomal matrix. Gene Ontology annotation, molecular function: protein binding. Lineage: Eukaryota; Fungi; Ascomycota; Sordariomycetes; Hypocreales; Nectriaceae. Bases 1 to 1047 code for a protein of 348 amino acids.